Molecule: messenger RNA, 702 nt
Organism: Desarmillaria tabescens
Lineage: Eukaryota; Fungi; Basidiomycota; Agaricomycetes; Agaricales; Physalacriaceae
Exons: 3
Coding region: 1-702 (233 amino acids)
Biological process (GO): regulation of transcription by RNA polymerase II
Molecular function (GO): DNA-binding transcription factor activity, RNA polymerase II-specific; RNA polymerase II cis-regulatory region sequence-specific DNA binding
Source: RefSeq, a predicted model, not a curated record
AUGGCUGAUAACGCGAACGUCUCUCUCCCCAGUAUCCAUGAAAUGUUCCCAGAGCACAUGCUACACGUUUCACCUGAAGUUCACGUGAAAGGCAGUGUACCUCCAACGCUCGUUCCGUCUCAUCCAUAUGUACUUCCUCAGCCAACACGCAUGCCCAUGCGUAAGGAGACUAAUCUAUAUCCUGAGUCCUUUCCAUCGCUUCCUCGCCUGCAGUCAUCAGGUGAGGACGACGAGGAGAGCAAAAAACAUAUCUGCACGGUUUGCAACAAGCGAUUCCUCAGACCCAGUAGCUUGAAUGUCCAUAUCAACACCCACACCGGCGCUACGCCGUACCGAUGCUCAUUCCCUGGAUGCGGGAAAGAAUUCAACGUCAAGUCCAAUAUGUUCCGACACUAUCGAUGCCAUACAGGCACUGUCGCGGAUCAGUAUUCCCGUCGAAACAGCUCGCCAAACACCAAUCCUUACCCUCAAAUCAAUCCUUCGUUGACACCCACUAGCACGUCCUUCGCAGCAGGAGGGCAAUACCAGCCAAGAGAUCAGCUGCAGGACUACCAACCUCGAUACUUGCAUGACGGCACCACGGUGGAAAGAGAAAGAUAUUAUCAGCGCCAGUACUCGAUGAAUGAUGUUGGUCGUAUGCGAGGUGAGGAGGACAGGAAUCAUGAGGUGGACCAAAGUCGCUUCUAUGCGAGAUCUCAUUGA